AUGGCACCAUCUCGUAGGACUCCGCAAUCUUUCCAGGGCGAUGUGCCAGAUAUCGCCAGAGCGAUUGAAGCAAUGGUAGCUGCUAUGACGCAGCAAAGUACGACAAUGAUGCAACAACACGAAGCAUCAAUGCAGCGACAAGCGGCAGCGCUUGAGCAGCAACAACUGUUGGAGGAGAAUAUGGUAGAUGUCCCUGCUUUCGGCCCAGAGCCACGACCUACAGUCCAGGAGUGGAGUCUGGAGGACUUUCUGAAACACCACCCGGUGAAGUUUGGAGGCAAGACCAGUCCGGACGCAGCAGACCAGUGGCUGAAAUACCUGGAGAGAAUAUUUGAUGCUAAGAUGUGCCCAAAGGAGAGUAGAUUGGCAUUCGCACUGUACAUGCUCACGGGUGAGGGUGAGCACUGGUGGAUCAACAUGAAGUCCAUUAUGGAGGAGAGACACGAACCAAUUACUUGGGAUGUCUUCAGGAGGAAGUUCCUCUCCGAGUACUUCCCUGACAGCGUUAAAUAUGCUAAAGAGGUAGAAUUUUUGCAGUUGACUCAAGGAAGCAAGUCUGUGACUGAGUAUGCAAAAAAGUUCAAGCACCUCAGUCGUUUCUACACCAUGCCACUAGAUAAAGAGUGGCGGUGCAGGAAGUUCGAGAACGACCUCCAUGGAGACCUCCGUUUGAUGGUGGCCCCGCUGUCCAUCAAGGACUUUGCAGCCUUGGUAGAGAAGGCGAGGGUCAUGGAGAAGAUGAAGGUGGAGGUGGAAACUCAACACCCACACCAGCCGAGAGUGGGAGGACCAUCUGGGUCUAAGCAUAGGCACGAGGAGAGGAGGAAGCCCUAUACUAGGGCCCAUUUCCAGUCUUAG
Molecule: messenger RNA, 858 nt
Organism: Vigna unguiculata (cowpea)
Lineage: Eukaryota; Viridiplantae; Streptophyta; Magnoliopsida; Fabales; Fabaceae
Source: RefSeq, a predicted model, not a curated record